Messenger RNA from Triticum aestivum (bread wheat), 2244 nucleotides. RefSeq names its product piriformospora indica-insensitive protein 2. Lineage: Eukaryota; Viridiplantae; Streptophyta; Magnoliopsida; Poales; Poaceae. Gene Ontology annotation, molecular function: protein binding. The transcript is spliced from 2 exons. Bases 439 to 1905 code for a protein of 488 amino acids. The record is from RefSeq and is a predicted model, not a curated record.
GUUGCCAUCUUUCCAUCAGAAGUCAGAAACCGCCGUCCCCUAUCUCUCUCCCUCUGGCCUCUCUUUUCCUAUACAAAACCAAACAAACCGCCAGCACAAGCCACCCGCAACACGCAACACAGAGCACACUGUCCCCUGCUCCUCCUCCUCUCUCCUUUCCUUUGCUCGCCGCCUCGGGAUCCCCCGGCGCAGCGCAGCACUGAGCUGGCCUUUGCUUGCGUAGGAAUGUCUCGGGCCUCCGCCUCUGCGCAGCGAAAGCCACAUUUAUUUGCCACCUAAAAGGGGCACACCUCCCAACCCCAGCUUCAAUUCCUACCACGCCGCACCGCGAAACGCAGAGGUCGCGACAGGAACAAUGGCGGCUAUAUAGCGAGCAGGGCAGGCAGACCGGAGGGGGAGCAGAGGUUCUUGUUUGUUUUCUUGCGGAGAAGUACUGCGAUGAGGCGUGCUCGCGGCGGCAGGCUGCUCCUGCCCCUCGCCGCGCUCUUCUUGGCGCUGCUCCUCCUUUCCGGCUGCGCGGCGGAAGGGGAGCACGAGGAGGGCUCGCCGGUGGCGGCGGAGGAGCCGGAGGCGCCGAUGGAGGACAAGGAGAAGGCGGCCCUGUACGCCGCCAUCGGGGGCUUCGUGGGCAAGGCCUGGAACGGCUCCGGCCUCUUCCCCGACCCCUGCGGCCAGACUCCCAUCCAGGGGGUGUCAUGUGACCUCUUCAAUGGCCUGUGGUACCCAACAGUGGUCAGCAUCGGUCCGGUGCUCGACAACUCGCUGCAGUGCGCCCCGGACGCCAGGUUCAGCCCCCAGCUGUUCGACCUCCGGCGCCUCAAGAGCCUCACCUUCUACGCCUGCUUCCCGGCGGCCAACCCGACGGCGAUCCCGGCGGCAAGCUGGGACAAGCUCGCCGGCACCCUCGAGACGCUCGAGUUCCGCUCGAAUCCGGGCCUGUCCGGCGCCAUCCCGGCGUCCCUCGGCCGGCUUGGCAGCCUGCAGUCCCUGGUCCUCGUCGACAACAACCUCACCGGCGCCGUGCCGCCGGAGCUCGGCGGGCUGGCGAAGCUGCGGCGGCUCGUGCUGUCCGGGAACGGGCUGUCAGGCCCGGUGCCGGCGACGCUCGGUAACGACAACACCCAACUACGCCGCCUCGACGAGCUGCUGAUCAUGGACAUGAGCAAGAACUCUCUAACCGGGUCUCUGCCUCCGUCGCUAGGUGGGCUCAAGGGGCUGCUCAAGAUGGACCUCAGCAACAACCGCCUCGACGGCCGCAUCCCGCCGGAGCUCGCCGGCCUCGAGAGCCUCACGCUGCUCGACCUCCGGAACAACAGCCUCACCGGCGGCCUGCCAGGGUUCGUGCUGGGCAUGGCGGCCCUGCAGGACCUGCUGCUCUCGAGCAACCCGCUGCUGGGAGGCACCCUGAUGCAGCGCGGCUGGGAGAAGAUGGCGAGCCUGGCGACACUGGACCUGUCCAACGUCGGCCUCGCCGGCGCCAUCCCGGAGUCCAUGGCGGCGAUGCCGAGGCUGCGGUUCCUGGCGCUGGACCACAACCGCCUCUCCGGCCCCGUGCCGGCCAAGCUGGCCGCGCUGCCGAGCAUCGGCGCCAUGUACCUCAACGGGAACAACCUGACGGGGGCGCUGGAGUUCUCGCCGGCGUUCUACCAGAGGAUGGGCACCAGGUUCGCCUCCUGGGACAACCCCGGCCUGUGCACGGCGGAGACGGCCGGGGGCGCGCCGGCCGGCGUGGCGGUGUGCAAGGACGCGCAGGACCCGCCUCGCGUCGGCGUGAGGGACAGGAUGGAUGGGGGCGGGAGGAAGCCCGAGGCGAGCUCGAGCCUGCCGGCGUCGUCCUCUUCGGCUGGCAUGGUCACCGUGCUCUGGUGGUCUGUGCUGGCUCAGGGGAUGGCGAUGGCGCUGUAGGCGAGGAGAGAAAGACAUGGAGGAAGCUUGUAGUUAGCUCGAUCGGCUGGUUUCCAUGGCGCUCUCGUAAUUCUUUUGGCAUUUUGGCUGGUUCUUGUUCUGCUCUCUUCUGUCAGGGGUUGAAGGGAGAACAGAUGCAGAAGCAGCAGGAGUCUGGCGGUUGAUUGAUCACAGUAGGUUAUGGGUUCAGAGAGGAGCGUGUAGUGACAGAGAGGUAGUGGUAGCUUGUUCUUUUGGGUGUAAUUAGGUCUGUUUCUGGUUUCAAGUUGCAGGAUGUGGAUAUAUGCAAAGGUUGACGGCCCUCAUCUUAUUAUAUAAUGAUGAAAUUUCUAAGAUAAA